GGCAAGUUGUGCCAUGUGUUUACGGUAGUUUUCAGUUCUUUCGCUGACACAUGCUUUCCAGAUUUUCGAUGCAGGAGUUUUGUACUGAUUUGAUUUUACUGCAAGAUGAGGCUGGUUUAUAAAGCAUUUACCAUUGCACACUCCAACAUGCAACAACUGAUUAUGAUACAGGAUAUUCUUGGAUAGUAAAUCUGAUGACGUUAUGGACAACAAAAAGAAGUUGCCUCGUUUUGUCGGGGUUGAACCCCCAUCUGAAAGGUCUCAGAAGAAGAAACAUGGAUCACAAGUGGAACAGGAACAAAUUCAGAAGAGAACCUUCACCAACUGGAUCAAUGCCCAGCUGUCUAAGAGGAGUCCUCCGGUUACUGUGCUGGAUCUUUUCAAUGAAUUCAGAGAUGGAAGCAGACUGUUGGAUCUGCUGGAGGUGAUGAGUGGUCAGAGAAUGAGCCGGGAGAAAGGAAGGGGGACAUUUCAGCACAGAUCAAACAUUGAGAAAGCUCUAGCGUUCCUUAUGAGGAAAUCGAUCAAACUGGUCAACAUCAAUGUCUCGGACAUCAUGGACGGCAAGCCUUCCAUCAUUCUGGGUCUGGUCUGGACCAUCAUCAUGCACUUUCAUAUUGAAGAGUUGGCCAGCACAUUGUCCUUUAGUUCUCGUCAGUCGUCUCUGGAGUCGCUGGCGAGUUUGGACUCUCGUUCCACCAGCAGCAGUGCCCGCAGCAGUCCAGUGCCACCCCGUGGUUCACCCCUGCACGCACGUUUCCGUAUAUCUGCCAAGAAAGCCCUGCUGCUGUGGGUCAGAGAGCAGUGCCAGAGGGCUGGUUGUACUCUGAAUGUGAAGGACUUUAAGGUGAGCUGGAGGAGUGGCGUUGUAUUUUUGGCUAUACUUCAUGCUCUAAGGCCGAACAUAGUGAACCUAACCAGAGCCCGAACAAGAACGAACAGACAGAACCUGGAGGAAGCCUUCCACGUUGCUGAAAGAGAACUUCACAUCCCCAGACUACUAGAUCCAGCCGAUGUUGAUGUUAGGGAUCCUGAUGAAAAGUCUAUAAUGACUUAUGUUGCUCAGUUUCUACAGUACUCUAAAGAUACUUCUGUUUCUGAUGAAGAAAUGCAGUAUCUCACUCCUCCUCAGCGUCUCUCUCCUGUCAAUCUGCCAUCAGACUUUACUCCCUCUAUAUCUGCGUCACCUCUAAGACAGACCUCAGCCAAUCAGAAGGCUCAGGAGGUCACAUGCUGGUUGGAUCAGGCCUAUCAGGAGCUGAUAGAGGGAUGGGACUCCACAGAGGGAGAGAGCUAUGCUGAAAGAUACCAAGUCUUCCACACCUUCAUUGUGUCCUUCAACGAGCAGAGGCGCCCCGUAAUGCCGUUACUAACAGCGAUGAAGAGGACACCUCAGCUCAGUGUAGAGCAGAAAGCCCUCAGACGAGCAUGGGACACUCUUGCUGAGAAGCUGCGCGAGUAUAAAACAGAGCUGGACCUGAGUCUCCCAUCUCCACUGGACGUUGUGGGCCGCUGGUUGUUGCGUAUUGAAGAGGUUUUAUCUGCCGAAGAGGGCGAGCGAAUGGAUCAUGCUCGAGCUGCGGAGGAGGCCCGUGAGAAACUCGAUCUACUAAAGGUGUGUUUGGAGGAGAUGUCACAUCACAUCAAGAGGUUUAAUAUGUUUCAAAACACAAAUGAGUUUGGAGAGACACUGGUGCCGACAGACAAGAUGGAAGAGAUGAAGAGAAGGUUCACCAGUGUCCGUGUAACAGCUAAAUAUCAUGGUAUUAAACUGGAGUACCAUGAGCGCAGACACACAGUGUUAGACCUGCUGAAUCAACUCAAAAUUAAACUGCGUACUUGGAAAAGAGCCUACAUUUCCCAGGAGUCUGUACGUGUGCUAAUGCAAGACUGGAAUGAGACGGUGAACAAACAGGACUUAACCUCUUUGUUGGAUGGAGCCCUCCACAGAUUUAAACAAAUUGCUAACAAAUACACCAGCAAGGCUGCCUUGGCUGGAGACUCUACACAGGUAAAUCGCCAGGUGGCUGAUAUAGAGGCAGAUGUGACGGCAACUCUGGAAGGUAUACGGAUGAUGAGGGGAACUAUGGGACGUGUGUUGGCAGCAUGGGACUCUUACAGUGAUAUCUAUACCUCAAUGCGCGCAUGGCUGGAGCAGGGUCCACAUAGUCAGCGACUUGGACAGGGAACAGAGGUGACAUUGUCAGUGAUGUCAGAGUGGAGUUCUCGGCAAGCUCACCUGAACGAGGUGGCCAACUUCCUGACUGAGGUCACAGACCCGCAGACUAGCCGCGCUAUUUCAGACGAACUCUGCAAGAUAAAUCUGCUCUGGGCUGACUUUGCUAAAACAGCGCAGUUUUCUUUGGCUGAGGAGCCCAGUGCUGGCCAAUCUAGUCCUCAGACUGUUCAGGCCCUCAUGAGGGAGACUACUCAGUUACUGAAAGAACCUGUGGAUGUGGUUUCUGGAUCGCUACGUACUUAUACAAAGAGACUACAGCUUAUGAUGAAGAAAAUAAAGGAUGUGGAUCUAGAAGCCCUCUCCCCAUCUCUAGACUGCUCUCCAGAAACCCUGAGCAAACUUCUGCAGGCCAUUCCUGAGGUAUUGCAGACACUCUGUGAGGCUGAACAGGUGUGCGAUGAGCUGCGUGUGAGUGUGAGUGGGUUGGAUGGGCGUCUAGCUGAACUGUUACACUGGGAGAUGGAAGCCAGAGAGCUGUAUCAGCUCCUGAAGGAGGAAACACACAGGCAGAAGAGAGGUCAAGACCCUAGAGCCCGGUUGUUAAUUUCGAGAGGGCUACAGUUAGAGGGUCAAGUGGUUAUGGAAGAUCAGGAUCUGCAGGUGAUGGUCAUGACUGGUCAGAAGACUUCACCACUGCAGUAUCUCAUUGCAUCCACCAUGCAGGACAGGGUCCGCUCUGUGGUUGAAAAGUCACAGGAAGCCGUAGGCAUGCUUAGCUCUUUGGGGUCUUGCAGAGACAGAAGCCCUGUUGGAGACCAGCCCCCUUCCAAAAUUUUUGUCCAAUAUCAGGAGGCAGAGGAAGAGUCCAAAACCGAGAAGCUCUCCUCCCAGCCUAUCUCUGCUUCAGGAGCCCCUAGCCAAACUGAACCCCAGCCUGCAGUCAGAGCAAAAGUCCCAGUACCUUCUCAGAAACCAUCAGGAGUACCUUCUCAAGCUGUAGAUCUCAAGAGCCAGCCAUAUAGUCAGCCUGUGCCUAUGAUUGUUGUACAAGAUUUUGAAGAAGAAAACAGGAGUCCACAACCCCAAAUGCACCCCUGUGAGCAAGUGAAAGACUCUCAGUCUGUUGAGCAAGUGAAAGGCUCUCAGUCCAUUGAAGUGAAGGCACAGAAAUGUGUCCAAGCUCAAGCAAAAAUCAAAGAGCAUCAUGUUGAAAGCCAGACAUCUUUACCACAGUCUGAGACACAAAAACAGACAGACAACCAGUGGAAGAUGCAGGCUCCAAUUGCUAGCCAUCCCUCACAUAACCUGCAAAAAGCAGCAUCACAAGUUCUUAAUGAACAACAAUUAGAAACACAGCCACACGUGCACAUCCAAAAACAAGAAACAACUCAACUUACAAAACAGCAGAAGGUUCAAGCUCAAACGGCAAUCCAGUCACAGCCUCAGGGCCAAUUAGAAACACAAUCACAGAAAGAUAUUACAUGUCAACAUCAAGCUCCAAAGCAGAAGAGGAAAGCAAAAAAAUCCCAGGCAAAUCUGCAAAACAGACCAUGGCUUCAACAGAGGAGUCAACUGGAAAAUGUUACCCAAAAACCAGCUCAACUGGUGCCACAAUCUCAAUCAGAGCCAGAGGACAAGGGUCAAAUAAGUCCUCAAGCCCCACCACAACAUAUAGUGGCUGUUAGCUCACCUGAAGCUCAGGGACCUGUUCAUGGCAUGGUGACAACACAGUCUAAAAGCAUUGUUGAGAGUGGUGAGAAACGCAUGAAGCAAGCUCAGCCUUUUGCACAAGAGGAACCCCUUAUAGUGACACAAAAACUACCUCUAACUGUGCCAGCAGUUGCAGCACAACCAGUGAUUCAAAAACAACCACAACAGUGUGUGUCCCCACUGAUUAGUCAACAAGUAUUAACCCAACAUCCACCUCAACCCUAUAUAUCAACUCAAGCACAAGCAACUACACAAUACUCACAAGCAACUGCACCUAUUCAGCAACAAAAGCAACCUCAAACACCGAUAUUGACACCACAGCAACCUCAAGUGAUUACCCUGAAACAGGCACAACCUCAAUCCAUGACUCCCAUGCAACCACAAUGGCAGCCACUACAGACUUUUCCACAAUCUCAUCCUGCACUGCCGCAACCACAAAGAUUUCCAGUGACGCAAACAAUGCCUCAAGGCAUUUCCAGUCCAGGGCAGCAGUACCCAACAUAUCCUAUUCAACCACAAGUAAUUAUGCAGAGACAACAGUCACCACAUAGUGUAGUGCAGACCCAGCAACCCACACUGCACAAUCCGACUGUAAUUUCCCCUCAGAACAAAGGUGCAUCCUCCAUACAACCCAGAAUCAUCUCUAUGCCUCGACCCCAGAUGCCUGUUCAAUCUCAAUCCCAAACUCAGGUCGAAGCACAGGGAAGUGCACCACUUAUGAUUCAACCACACGGGCAACCACAGUGGUAUCAACCAGGAGAUGUCUCCCAAACUUACCCCAAAGUCCAUGGACCAAUUUCUGUUGCUGCCCAAAUGCAGCCUCUGGCCCAUUUCCAAACUCAUCCCCAGCCUCAAAGUGUCCCUCCAUCUCAACCUAAGCAGUGGUCAACAAUAAGACCAGGUAUAGUGCCCCAGACCUACUCCACUGUUGAAUUUUCAGGUCAGAAAGUCCAAACUCAAUCUCAAAUGGCAGUUUACCCUAAAACUCAGCCGCAACCACAGCCUCAGCAGUGGCCCCCUGCUAGACCAGUAUCACCUUGGGAUCAAUCACAGAUAAGACCCCAACAUCCAGCACAGCAUAUGGUUCCCUCUCAGCAAUGGAGACCUGUCAGUCCAGAGAGAGUCAGCCCAGUAUACCCAAAGGUUGAAUCUCAAGGGCAUGGACCAUAUCCUCAGCCCCAAUAUCAAGCCCUUACGAGAGCACAAAGUCCUCAACGGCAGUGGGGUCCAGUCCGACCAGAAAAUCAGUUUCAAGUCUCUUCCCAGACUAUGUCUCAUAGUGUUCUCCAGCCAGUAGCUCCAUGGAAUCAGCCACCGGCUCAAACUCCCAUAAGAUCUCAGAGUCCACAGCAGCCUCAGCAAAGUCAGCAGAAGUGUGGUUCAUCCAGGAUAGAGGCCCCAUCUGAAACUCUCAUCCAAAGUCAAGCUGCUCAGACAGAGCCUCAGUCCCAAGAUCUGACAAAACCUCAGUUACCAGUACAGGAACCGCCCCAACAGCAGUCAGCUCCUCGGGUUAAGCAGCCAGCACUUGCCCAGGCUCCCCCUAAAGCCUAUACUGAGGCUUAUAUAAAGGCACAGGCCCUGGUUAGGAAUAGAUUUGAGGAAGCCAAGCACUGUCUUCAAGAGCACAUUCUCGAAGCUAUCAAUGUAUUCAAGGAUAAGCGAAUAACAGACGAACAGGCAUCAGUUAAGGAGGAGACGCUUCGGACUCUGGACCCUGAACUCCUUGAAGAGUUCUUGAGGGCUGCAGAAGGGAUGGAAGCUUUCUGCACCCCAUCUGAACUUAGAGACAUGGAGUUUUUCACACAAUCUGUCAGAACACAGUGGAAGGCUGUUCGAGAGCAAAUAUCAGAAUUUUUGAGGCAACUAAGAUUUGAGCUAACCCGCCUGCAUUUUAACCGAAUGGUUGAGAUAUGUGAGAUGCACUUUAAGAGGGAUAAACUCAGGCUUAGGCCUGAAUCAAUAUCGGAAUCAAAGGGAGAGGCCUGUUUUUCAGCAGAGGGCAGUCUGGCAGAGGCAGGGCAGCAGCUUGAAGCUCUAAAGGAGUUGUGUGAUACUCUGAGCCCUGAGGACGCACACAGGCUCGCACAAGCCCAACUCAGAGAAUGUGAGAGACGGCUUGCUGCCAUCCAGCGGCAGUUUAGUGGAGACAGAGAUACACCUCCUCCGGACACUGGUUCACAAACAGAGCAAACCCCUGAGCCAUCCCCUCAGAAAGCACUUACAGCCUCACCACCAGCUGAGAAGCCCAAAGAAGUUAGUUCAGAGGCUGGUUCACCGGUUAGCCCCCAGCGACCGAGAACUGUGGAGAAGAGGGAGAUAGUGAAACAAACGAGUACAGAAGAGGACAGGUACCGCAGCUCCAGAUUUGCAUUACAAGCUCAGCUAAACAGAAAUGAGCAAUGCAUGCUGGGAGAUCGUCCCUCAGAAUCAGUCACUCCCACAGACCUGCAGAAAAGACUAAGAGAAUUAAAGUCUCUGUGGGACGAGACGGAGACUUUGUGGAAGGAGUAUGAAACACUGUGUACGAAAUGUGUUCAAUUCAACGAACGAUCUGUUGAGCAAGACCGAAUGGAGCUUACUGUCAGGUGGAGAGAGCAGAGGUCACAGUUACAGGGCAGGGUGGAUUCACUUGGAGCAGCACUCGAGCUCAUGGACUCCAUUACGCUGAAAAUCUCGGAGUUUUCUGAAAGGCUGGAGAAGUUCAUUAAAGAGCCCAAAGACAUUAAAGGAUAUACACUAGCUAACCCUGUCAUUCUGAAAGAUGUGAAGGACCUAGAUGAAAGCAUCCAGAUAGAGAUGGAUCGUCUGUCUCGAUUUGACUCUGAACCCAGUCAUCUGGACCUGCGAGACCGAUCACCUCUGACUCAAGUGGUUCUGAGCCACAGAUCCAGCCUGGACCGUCUCAGGCAACAAGUGCGCAAGAGCGACGCUGCUGCCCGAGCCCUCGACCGCUUCCUUAUGUCCCUGCAGACCGUGGAGCUCGAUGUCUCUUCUGUGCAGAGUGCCCCUAGCAAUGAUCAUGUGGUACUGCAGGACAGCAGGUCUAAGCUGGCACUAAUCAGGAAGGGAGUCAGCAGCCUUAAGGAUAAGGCUCCACAGCUGGACCAGCUUUUGGGCGGAGCACAACUCGAGGUGACCCAGGACGGGAGCCCUGUUUCCUGUCUGGAUAUGGUCGGCGUCCUGGUUCACAGGGUGGAAGAGGCAGAUGAUCGUCUGAUGAUUCGACAGAAUGAGCUCCAGAAGGAACAGCAGAACCAGGGACUCGGCCUGAGGAGGAAGACUAUGCAGGCUGAGCUGAGAAAGGUGCAGGGGGCAGCAGAAAAACAAGGUCUAAAGGAUCCAACCAUGCCAGCUGUACAGCACCGGAUUCGAGCGCUGUCCGAUCUGGAAUCACAUUUGAACUCUCUUCGCCCUGAAUACCAAAGCAUCAAGAAGCAGAAAGAGGACCCUGAUCUAGCAGACGAAGAGCUGGACUUUCUUUGGGAAGAGACUGAGAAAGCUGUAUCUGACAGACAAGAGCAGUGCACGGUUCUGAUGGAGCUGCUGAAGAAGUUUCAGAACUGUCGCAGUUACCUAAGUAACACUCUCCAGAGGGCGGAGCAAACGAUCAAUGAGCAGGCAUCAUACAUGGGCAAAGAAAACCUGCAACGUCUCCUAGCAAAAGUUGUUGGCAUAAAGGAGGAUCUUAAUGGCCUCGGACCCAAGAUGGAAGAGUUCAGAUCUGUGUGCAGACAGUUGCAGUCUCAGCUGAAGAAAAUUCCUGAUUGCUCAGAAACUCCUUUUGAGAUAGAGGCAGAUGCUUUGGUGGACUCAUGGCUGGAUGUGUCAGAGAAGACAGACGGUUACAUGGAUAACCUGCGUUUGGGUCUGGAGUUGUGGGAGAAACAGCUGGUUCUGGGUGGAGAGGUGGACAGCUGGACUUCAACUAAACUCAUCAUCUUCUCAGAGUCUCACCCCUUCAGCAGUGAGACGGAGAUUCUCAGCAUGAAGAAUGAGAUUCAGUAUCAGGAGGACAACCUUGAACACUUUCACAGGAAGUUGCUAGAGAUCCAGGAACUGCUGCAAAGCAAAGAAUCUCCACUUGAGUUACAGGUAAUGGAAACAAACCUAAGGAAGAAAAUGGAGCAGGUGAAAGAACUCUUCUCCGACUGCACUGACGUGUUCCAGGAGCUCCUCACAGUUAAAGCUCAUUUGGCUGAAAAGAUUGACACUUAUCAAUCAUCUGUGAAGAAUAUACGCUCCUCAGUAGAUACGAUUAGCUCAGAGGAUCGCACACAGCUGGAUUUGCAUUUACAGGACUUGUGUGAGCAGCUUUUGGACCAGGAGGAGCAAGCCGAUUCUUUGCUGAAGGAAAUCAGUCUCAUGUCCAGCAUUACUGGACCGCAGGUUUUGGAGGACCUGACCAAUCACACCAAGCAUCUCAAAGACAGCAUUGCAGAAACACGAGAUCUGAUUCACCAAAAGAAGGAACAGGGGGAGAGAAGCUUCCUUCAGACAAUUAAAGAAGAGUUCCAGUCAUUUGAGGAAUGGUUGCAGGAUGAGCAGCUCUCUGUGAAUGAGUGUUUUGAAAACCCUGAGAGGAAGCAGGAUGUCGAAAUGUCCAUGCAGAGAUUGACAAGUUUCCUGGCAUCUAAAGAAGGAGAAAAUCGUCUGGCCCAGCUGAAGGAGAGAUUUGAGAGAGGCGAACAGGCAAAGGUUCCUUCUGAGGCUCAAGCUUUGCUCUCCUCAUGGCACCAGGAGCAGGAAGGAGAACUGGCCACACUCAGGGCUCACUGCCAGGGACGCCAUAAACAGCUAGAUGACAUCCUCCACAACCUCAACAGUUUGCAAGAGGAACAUAACCAUUUGAAGGAGUGGCUUCAGCACAGGGAGAAAGUGCCAACACAGAGAGAAAAAGUUCGACAAAUCCAAGAGGAGUUUCUUAAGGAAAGUGGUCGUAUAGAGGCAUUCAAUGACCUGUUAUCCACUGUAAGGAUGCGUGGCCUGAGGGGAGACCCUUUCCUUAGAGACAGCGAGACCCUGAUAGACCAAUACCACAGCCUGGGGAUUCUUUUGGAAAAUCAGGCCCAAGUCCACAAGACCCUCGAUGAUCAAACUGAAACAUUCCAAUACAAUGCAGAGCAGAUUAGAGCCUGGAUCAGAGAUAUAAAGCAAGGACUUGAGUGCAUGGACACAGACACGCCAAACCAAAAGAAACACAUGGAUGCUCAGGCUGUUCUGAAUCUAAGAGCUGAAGGUGAUUCUAAACUGGUGGCUCUAAAAGAAGAGGGUGAUGCUCUAUGUGCUCAUGAGAUUUUGGAGGACACCAGAAGACAGGAGCUCAUUCACACCCUUAGAAACAUUGAGGAUGAGUGGAAGAGAGUUCUGGAUAUGGCUCAACAAUUAAAACAUCAGGCAGAACUUCAAGACACACUCUCCCAGGAACUAAAAGAUCUACAGGCCCAGGAAGAGAGCACGCAAUCCUGGGUGAGAGAACAACUGCAAAUGCUGCACUGUCUGGGGAAGGAACUUCAGCCACAGGAAAAACUAAUUAAAGUACAGGCUGUAUUGGACCUUGGUGAUGAAGCUGAUUCCAGAUUGGCCAGUUUACAGAGACAAGGGAAAGAUGUAUGUUCUUAUAAAGAGCUUGACAAUGAGAGGAGGAGCCACAUUGACCAAACCCAGAGAGCAAUAGAAGAGGAGUGGAGGAAAGUGCUACAACUUGCCCAAGAGCUCAAGAACCAGGUCAAGCGUGAGGAAUCUCUCUACAGAUUGAUACAAACCUUCUGUGAUCAGGGAGAGGACACUCAAUCCUGGAUUAGACGGCUCAGAGAGACCAUGGAUUCUCUUCGUGUUACAUCUUCCAUUCAAGAGAGGCUUAAUGGAGUUGAGGCAGUACUAGCUCAUAGAUCUGAGGGGGACUCGAAACUUGCUGACUUAAAGACAAAGGGAGAGAGUCUAUGUUCCUGUGAAGAUCUAGAAGAAGACAAAUCCAGGACAAUCCAACAGACUUUACAAGAUGUACAGCAAGAGUGGACAGGACUUUUGACGGAUGCUCUUGAGCUGAAGAACCAAUCAGAAUUUGAGAAUUCUCUUUCCAAGGACCUUCAGGAUCUUCAAGAACAAGAGGAGCACACUAAAUCUUGGAUCAAAGAGCAGUAUCUGAAGAUUGAAUUGCUAGGUGAAGAUACUCCGUUACAAGAGAGAAUGAAUGGAGCUCAGGCCAUCCUGAACUCUGAAUCAGAGGGAGAUUAUAAGCUUGCCACACUGAGGAGGAAAGCAGAGGGUAUGUGCUCUCGAGAAGGUCUGGAGGAGAAGAGAAAACAGGAAAUCCAACUGAACCUAAGAUCCAUUGACGAAGAAUUGAAGAAGGUCCUGGCAAGAGCUCAGAAACUAAAGAACCAGGCUGAACUCCAGGAUUCUCUCGAAAGGGAGCUUCAGAAUGUAUAUACCCAGGAGGAGACCACCAGGUCCUGGGUUAAGAACCAGAAAGAUGGCCUAGACUCACUGGGAACAAGCACUCAUGGUACACAGAACCAGAUUGAGGAGAGACUAAGCAAAGUACAAGCAAUUGUAAGUCUUCACUCUGGGGGCAACUCUAAGCUUGCCACCCUGAAAAGGACAGUAGACCAUCUAUGUAUCCGUAAAGAUCUUGAUGAAGACACAAGACAUUCUCUCACUGAGAAAAUGAAAAACUUAGAGGAGGAGUGGAAGGCAACACAGCAGCAAGCACAGGAGCUGCAUAGUCUGCUGAAAAGUGUAGUGGAACGCCUGGUGUCCUGCCAGUGUCAGAGAGAACAGCUUCAGUCUCUUCUGGAGCAGGUGAAACAGCAGACAGCUGCACUGCCACAUCACUUCCCCUGGCCUGGUUUAGGGGAUCGAAGGCACACAGUUGAGCAGGCCAAGAGUCUACUAGACCGUACCAGAGCCCUGACCCCGUCUCUGUCUGCUGUCCGAGCACUCGGGAGGGAGAUGAGCCAGCUGACCCGUGAUUCCAGCUGGAUCGAUCCAUCCUGGGCCACCAUGGAGGAGUCCAUACCUGAGUUGAUCAAAGAGAUUACUGAGUUUUGCCUAAAUCUUGAAGAGGAAAUACGGAGAGAGCGAGUUUGUGCUCAGCUAGUUGAGCAGCACACCGUAGCUCAGGAUUGGCUGAGAGAGCAGGUCAAAGGUUUCGGCACCCUGCCCACUGAACGCCAUGCGUUACAAGGCUCUAUUAACACUCUUAAGGCACUUCUUCAGACCGUAGACAGGGAGAAGAGAGAAAUGAAAGAACUGGAUGCUGUUAAAGAUUCCCUGAUGGACCUUUGCACUCCAGGAGGUUGUGAUGCUCUGACCUUAGAGGUCAGCCAUCUUCAUGACCUCUGUGUGUUCUCGGAGAAGGAGAUGAGGGAACGGUUAUCUGUGUGUGAGGCCAGAUUGAGUGAAAUCGAUCUAAGGAUUGCUGGAAGGGCACAGAUUCUCAGGGAACAGGCAGAGAGCCUCCUGGAUGAGCUCCGUGCUCAGGACAACGCUUUAGGAUUUCUGGUGGGUAGCCAGAAUAUCAGCCAGCUGCAGGAGAACUGGCAUAGCUUCAAGACAUGUGAGAGAGACGUUGAGGCUUUAGAGGGCAAAGUUUGUGACCUUAGUCAGGCCCUUCGAAUGCUCCCACCUGAUGAAGAGCCCCCUAUUGAUGUCAUUUCCAUAGUGGACAAAGUUGAACAGCAAUAUUGCAGUCUGCGAUCAAAACUGUCGGAAAGGCAGAAUGACUGUGCAGACAGCACUGUGCAGUGUGUGAGACAAGCCUUACAAAACAUACAGUCAUGGAACCAGAUGACUCUUGCAAAUCCUCCCACCAGCUCAGCCUCAUCCACGCAGGCUGCAAUUGAGGAAGGUGUGAAACUAUGUAAAAGCCUGCAAGUGGCGCUAUCCCAUAAAGAACUCCUGAGGGACUGUCUAGGCCCUGACUUGGCAGGCAAACUUGAAAGAGAUGGACUGAAAACACUAAACGAGGCAGAAAGUAAAACAAAUGACCUUAAACAGGAUCUUAAGAAUUUAGAGGAGAAUGUGAAGCAGGAAGCUCAGAGGUUGUCCCUAGAGGCUCAAAGCAUUCAGUUGGAAUCACGGGUUUCUGCUGUGACACCAUCAAUCAAGGAGUCUGAACAGUUGGAAUUUCUUUGUACCUCAUCCUUUAUCACUGAGAGCUGCAAAAUGAUGGAUAACCGUGAGCCACAGGAUCAAGAUGUGGAUUUUUCUCUGCAAGUUGAUUUUAACACUGAAAUCUUGCAGAGUCCAGCAGAGGAAGAGCCAAAGGGACCCACAAUGAAGGAUAUCUUUGUGGAGAUCAAAAACAUGACUGAAAAAGGACUAAAAAGUGUACUCAUGGAGGGUAUACCACAUGAAAGUACAGAGAAACUUCUUGACACGUCCAGCACUGAUCUUGAAGCUCAGUUAAAAAGGCUAGUGUUCCAGUUACUGGACCUUCGAACUUGCCCAGCUGCUCUGAACUCCACAGACAUGGCUAAACAAUUAGAGGAGGCUGAGGAAUGUAGAAGGUGUGCCCAGAGACAGGUAUCUAUGCUGUCUAGGCAAGACCAGGCUAAUGGAGACAUUGGCUCUGGCACUAAUGGCACAGUUCAUGACCCCGAGGGCAUGCAACAGCUAAGCGCUCAAUGGAGCGCAGUUUUGUGGGAUGCAGCAAGCUCUGUUCAUUCCAAGGAAGUACAAUUGCAGAUGGUUACAGAUUUUGACCGACAGACCAAAAAAGUCAAAACUACUCUGGAGAGACUCAAAACUGAGCGUGAGGCACUAAGAACAUCUCUAGCCAUAAGCAGUUUUGCUGAGGAGGAGAGGCUACGCUCUUUCUUGAGAAACAUGGAACAGGAAAGGACAGCUCUCGGUGAGCUGAUUCAAACUUGUUCAAAACUCUCCCCCCACCUCAGUCUGUCUGAAAGACAAGCAGUGGAAAUACAGCAAAACAACUUGCAACACCAGUGGAGGGCCCUGGAGAAGGAUGCAGAGAUUGCUCUCUACAUGGUUAACGCUUAUGCUAAAGAAAGUGCCAGCCUUCUUCAAAAUGUCGGUGCCUUAAAAUACCAUCUCAAGAACAUUCAGAAAACCUUGGAUCCAUUGAAAUUCUCGCCAGUUUUAUGGGAUGGCAAGAGAGCUCAAGAAAUUAUGAAUAUAAAUGCUGAUCUCACUUCCACCCAUCAGCAGUACCUCUACCUUCAGCAGACCUCUGAGGCACUUGCCCAGGAAUUCCAAUUCAAGGCAGAGACAGCCAGCAUAGAGCAGGACCUUCAGCAUAUCAAAGAUCAGCUGGAUCAAAUAGGCGAACAGUUAGCAGCUGCAACCCCUAGCAGCAGCAACCCAACGUUAAGUAAAAUUGUACAAGUAAUUACAGAUGCUCUAGCUUGGGCCAAACAGACAGAAUUUAACAUCAAAGGACGUCAGAAAAAGGUGUCUCUGCUUCCAGAAGAGGUGCAUCGACAGAUUAAAGAUUUAAAGAAAUUGCAGUCAGAUAUGAGCUCCAAGCAAGCCCAGUUAAAGGCUUUGGUUGAGGAAGUCAAUGAGCUUAUUCAUGACCUAGAUGAGGAGGAUGUUUCAAUGGUGACUUCAUCCUUGAAAACCCUAGAGGAUUUGUCCAAAUCAACAGCAGGAAAACUGGCCAAGGCAGUUCACGAGAUGGAGUCAGGGCUUCAAACCCGGGAGAAGAUGUCAGAGCAGAUAGCAGAUGUUGAUUCCUGGGUUGUUGGACAUCUCUGGAGGGAAGCUUUGAGGAGGGAGGAUUAUCAAAGUUUGAGUCCGGCAGACCUGGAUCGCAGGUUGAGGCAAAUCCAGGACACUCUUGGAGAGGCAGAAAAGCAGUCCGCUGUCACUGAAGCUCUUCUGAUGAAAAGCAAUGACAUUGCGUCAGAGCUACAUGUCUCAGAGAGUACUCAGCUCCAUGGAAGACUCACCAACCUUCAAGAAGACAUCAAGGGUAUUGUUAUCUAUGAGAAAGCAUGUUGCCAGAAAGUUAUGGAUGUCAUACAAAGCCAAGAAUCCUCUCAAAGGAAGGUAUCAUCUCUUGAGAACAGCCUGAGACAAAUGUUAGUUGAUUUAAAAAGACACAGGUUUCCUGUUACCAAGGAUACCCUCUCUGUUAUCGAACCCUUUAAACAGAUGAUUGUGGAGCGCAAAUCUCAGGUUGAACAAGUCAGUCCCUGUGCAGAGGACAAGAGAAGAGAGUUAUUAUGUGUUAUCACUGAACUGCACCACAAAAUGAUCGAUUUGGAUCUCAAAGCACAAGCUCAUGAAAGGUACUUGAGUCUUAGUCAGUGUAUUGAAGAUCUAAAGGAAGAAAUGGAGGCCCAGAUUCCAAGGACCAAAGAUGAGAGCAUCAACAAAGAGGAACGCUACAGAGCCUGUCAGAACCUACUGAUCCAAAUUCCUUUAAUACAACUCUUGUGUGAGGAAACUAGAGUUGAACUCCAGGAAAUCAUAGCAGAUCUUUAUCCAUCUCAGAUCUCUGCUGAACAAAUAAAACUCGAGCAAAUCUUGGAAAGUCUCAAAACCUCAGAAUUGACAGUGAACAAUAAUCUUCAGAUACUGGAAAGGGAUCUGCUGAAACAUAUUCACUACCCAUCAGAAAAGAGAGUCCUUCAGCAGUUCCUCAAAGACACUAAUGAGGAGCUAGAAAAGCCUUGUUGCAUUGAGCCAAAAGGAGGAGUGAUUGAAAAACAAUUAAGAAAGUGCCUUGUGCUCAGAAAGACUGUAGAAUCUAGAAUGCAUGUGCUUGAGUUUCUUGAAAAAAAGAUUGGAGCUCAACCUCCACAGGACUCCAAACAGCUUACUUGCUUGAAAGAUAUGGUUUUGGAAAGGUGUGAUCAACGAAUGGCAAGUUUAACUAAAGCCAAAGAACUGUUAAGGAACUACACCAAGGCAGUGAUUGAUACCAUUCGGUUCCUCCAAAAAGCUGCAUUGGUCCUUCUUCCCUCAAUCUGCUCUGCUAGAAGCUGCUCAGAAAGACUCAAAGACACUCAGCAGGCUUUAUUGACACUAGACACAGAGUUCCAGUCACAUAUUUCACAGCUCCAAUCUCAAAACCCACAGCAUCCCUGCUUCAAUCCACAGCAAACUGAAUUUCUACACAUAGAGCUUUUAGGCGAGCUCUUGGUCAAGCUAUCGACCCUCAAGGCCCAGGCCCAAAUACAUCUAGAAUCUCUGAAGAGGUGUGUUGCGUGCCAGAAACAUUCUCGUAAAUGCUAUGAGGAGCUUUGCCAGCAAGUGAGAGACUCAGAAACAUUGUUAUCACAAUGUGCUUCCAAAAAAAAUACUUCACACAAAGACUGCAAAGACCAGCAACUGAAACUCAAGGCUGUAGGGGAAGAGGUUGUCAUGCUUCUUGGAAAACUGGAGAAUCUGAGAGAAUGGUGUUCACUAUAUGGAUGUAGAGCCAACAGGGAGAAUGCAGUGAGUGCUGUCUGGGGGCAAGUGGCAAGAUUGCAGCGCUGUGCCAAUGAUCUGCAGACACGCUCAGGACAAAUGGAAGCCGAGUGGAGCUGUGUCACAAGGAGUGUGGAGCAGGCAGCCGGUGUGUUGGAGCAGGUGGAUGCAGAACUUCCAGACAGCGGCAGAAAGAAUCUGACUGGUGAUGAGCUGCAGGAACUGCUGCUAUUCUAUUCCCAGUACCAAGACAGACUGGACUGUGAACACAGAGCUCUCUCUGCAUUGGAAUUAAGAGCUGCAAGGUUGCUUGGUGUCCCCCCACACCUGGAACAGGCCCCACCCAUUGAACUGUGCCAGAAACUUCAUGCCCUGCAGGAGCGUUACCAUAGUCUGAAGGAGCGGAGCACUCAGGGUCAGAGGGCAGUAAGAACAGAGGUGGAGGAAAGGGGACGAGUGCAGGAGCAACUGGAGGGAGUCAGAGAAUGGCUGGAAUCUGCCACUUCCCUCCUCUCUGUACUAGAGCACGAACCCAGCAAGAAACAGCUACAGGAGGUUCACUCACAGCUAUGUACCCAAAAGGCCGUUCUGCAGCGUAUUUCAGAAAGCUUGAAAAUGAUGUACUCUGACAAAAACACAUCGAUUCCAGAAGAGAUAGAGGGACUGUUACAGGAAGUCUCGCAGUCAUUACAGGAAAUGGAGGAGCAGGUGAAGACAGCCGUGGAGAAAAGUGGCCCACUUCAUAGGCUGGGUGCUAAAAUCUCAGAGAUUAAAGCAGGUCUGGGAUCAGUUCAAAGCUGGUUGGAGCAGAAGAGCCAGAACUUCAAUGAAGCUGAGAGCACACAAAAGAGAGUCUGGGACGAGCUGGAUAAUUUACACACUCGUUUGACGGCAGUUGAGGUGGAGCUUCAGGACGUGAGUGAAAUGCAUCCGGACGAGACCCGUCUGAUUCUGGACAACCUGGCCAACACUCAGCAGACCCACACACGCCUCACCAAACAGGCUGAACAGAGAACCACCUUCCUCAGCAAGGUCCGUGACUGGCUGCAGGAGCAUGAGGAGAUGGUGAAGGGGUCACAGAGCUGGAUCUCCGAGGCUCAGUCCUGGCUUACGACACCCUGCACAUACACCACUGCCAGAUGCCUCGACAGUCAUGUGAACGCACUGCAGAUGGUUCUGGAUGAUUCUGCUCAGAUGAGACGGGCUCUACAGGGUUUCAGCAGUGUGCUGACAGAGAUGGGAAGUGUGUUUGAUGUCAGUCCAUUAGAGGAGCAGCUCUCAAAUGCUGAUCGACGUGUGGCAGACAUGCAGCACAGCCUUCUGGGACCCCUCUCUCAGCUGGAGCAUGCAGCAGCAGAAGUGGAUGCCAUUGAGACAGAGGUGAAGGUCAUGGAGAAAGAUAUAGCCAAAAUUAAAUCUACUCUGACUACCAAAGAAGAUAUCAGCCAAGAAAAUCUUAAGGCAACAGAAGACAGGAUUGACCUAAUGAAAAGGACAGUAGCUGAGAUCCAGAACUGUAAGGAUGGUCUGUGUCUUCCUGACAAAGCUGAAAACACACUCCUAGUGUUCAAAAGAGCAGAACUACUACAGAAACAGCUGCUGGAACUAGAGCAGCUGGCCCUAGAAUACUCAGUUGAGGUUCAGGAUAUUCCUGGCCCGGCCCCAAGUGUUCCGCCCACUAUCACUGAGGAAGAGACACAGGAGAGUGGUCAGAUUCAGAUUGUGCAUGUUGAGGAGGAUGUGUUGAGAAAAUCAGGAGCAACGCUGAUGACCGUGGAGCAAUCCACACCGGAGCAGAGACUCACCUGGAUCUCUGAGAAGAGCAUCCAUAUCCCCACAGAAACACAGGAGUCUGAUGAAGAGGAGGAGCUCUUUGAAGACGUAGAAGAGGGUGAAGAUGACGCUUCUGAUGAAAGCAAAGAAGAAUGUGAAGUUCACAUAGAAAAUGAGGACGACGAGGCAAGACGAAGGUCGCCCGCCUCUCUGAAUUCUGAGGCUUACUUCUGCCUGACCACGGAGGACGAUGUUUCUUCUACAGAACAGGUUUUGGAGCAAGCAGAAGCAACAGACUCUAAGGUAGAAGUAGAUCCAUCUGUGGCCUCGGGAACAGGUGUGUCUUUAUCUGAAGCGGACGCCACAGAGGAAAGCCAGUCUCUCCCUGCGGACAUGGAGCAGGGUGCAUGGAGGGGGGAACAGACGCCACACACCAGUGACACACACACACUCAUGACCCUCCCAGAAAACACACACAAACAUCCAGAGUCACAAGCCCCUCCCACAGAAACAGAAGACACGUUGACCUCACCUAAUGUCAUGACCUCUAGUGAAGAGGUGGGCGGGGCCUUAGAAAAACUUGUAGGAUUCUCAGAAAUGCAUUCCACAUCCAGUCAACAGAGCCAUUUAGAUGAGAUCCCAUAUGUUCUUACAAAUACACCAUCAGCCAAAACACACACUCCAUCAGAUGGAGACCAUAGGUCAGACAGCAGAAGCAAACACGACACACACACACCGAUCGCAGUCAAACCCCACCUGGAGAAGACAGAGCCGUUGGCUGCAAGCACAUCUUUGGCGGACUCUGCUGGAUGUCUGUCCGGUGACGGGCUGCUCCAUGCCUGUCGUGAGAGGACGGAACAGCUGGAGGAGUGUUUGGAGAGAGCACAGGUCAGCCUGGAGGGGUCGAGAUGGCAAGCUCGGGACGCAGACAUGCAGCACAGCAUUGAGCAACAACUUCACACCUGCCAGACAAUUCUGGUGGAGAUUGAGCAGAGGAUCUCCAUUCUUCCUGCAUGUGGACUGAAAGAACAGGAGCAACUCGAGGCUGAAUGGCUCAACAGCAAACUCCAGCUGCUGAAGAACAGACUGGUGACGGUGCAGUUACAGCUUCAAGACAGACAGAGCGAAGAUCAGGUGCGUGUUGAGAGUCAGAGCCCCCUACAGGCCAGGAGGACUCGCAGCAGUAGUGUGCAAGAGAUGUUGAGUUCCUCUAGAACAAAACUGUUCAGACAAAGCAGCCUUCAACAACAAAGGCAAUUGGAGCAUGGUUUGAAUGAACAGAGGGAUCUAACUAAAGCUAUUGCAGUUCAGUGCAGCAAAGCCCGAACACAAAACCAGAGCACAGACGCAUUUACAGGGCCUUUGGCAGCAAAAGAGAAUGAAGACAAGAGACAGGAAGUAGAGUUAGCAGUCCACAGGAAGUGGACACAUCUCUGCAGCAGACUGACCAAAACAGCAGAGACUGAACAAGAUGGAGAUAAAGAUCAGGAUUCUUCUGAGAUCCUUGCUCCAUCGGUGUGUUUGUGGAGUGGAGCUGCUGUUUCUCUCUGUCUGCAGGAGAUUCAAUCCAACAUUUCACAACUUAAAGAACUGCAAAACGCAGCAGCUACGCAGGACCAUCAGUCUCUGGAUGAAGGUCUGUUUGAAGUGUUGAGUGGAGUUAAUCUCACUCUCAGCUCUCUCACACACACUCUCGAGUUUCAGCCAGCAACCUCACACACUGACAGACUAAACCAGCUGCAGCAGCUACAGAGUUUGUCUGCAGAGCUGAGCUCCUUGGGUGCCAUAUUGACCUCCCAGGGGUCAGAGGUCAUAAAGUUGUUAGGUUCGAGUUCAGAGGAAUCCUCCACCUGUUUUGACCUGCUGACGCAUCGUGUAUGUGACAUUCAAAAGACUCUGGCCGAAAAACAGGAGCAGCUACAGGAGCGAAUAAAUCACUCGACUCAGCUGCAGAAGAGAGUGAAAGACCUGCAUGACUCAGUACUAACUAACACGCCAAUCCUUCUCCCUACAACUAACGGAGAAACUCACCAUGAUCUUCACACACAGCUGCAGGCUGUCAUUGGACGCAAACAGGAAGUGGAGCAGAGCGAGAGAAAGCUUGCAGAACUCCGAGACGAGUCAGAGAGUCAAGAUCAGCCUUCAUCCCUCACACAGCAGCUUAGCACACUGGAGGAGGUCUUGGACAGUGUUUGGAGUGAUCUAGAGCAGCGCUGUGGAACUGUUCAGUGGAGUCUCGAUCAACAGCAGAUGAUUGAAAAAAUACUGAAGGGUCUGCAGAUGCUCCUGAAUCUUGGGAGAGAGAAACUCGCCUGCACCUCUCAGCUGGAGUUUAAGAAUCCAGCUCAACUCCAGACACACCUCAGCAAACACACGGUGUUUUUCCGAUCUCUGGGUGCCCACCUGCGGACACUGCAGCAACUGAGUGUGCGGAUCCCAGACGGCGCCUCCUCUGGCUGGGAGACUGAGGUGUCUGAGGUGGAACGUCAAGUGUCCAGUGCCCUGCAACAGGCUCAGGCUGUUGGCACUGUACUGCACUCCGCACUGCAGAUUUGCACUCAUUGGGAUGAAAAUUAUUCCUGGUUAGCAACACUGCUGCAGAGGUUAGAGACUCAGCUUCCCAUAACUCCUCUGUGGGAUCAAACUGAAGGGCAGCUCAGUGAGAAUAUUUAUGUGUAUCAGAGUGUGUUAGCGGUUCUGGAGCAGAACAGAGCACGUAUCGGUCUGGUUCUGGAUGAGGGCCGUAGACAGCUGGAGCAGAUUUCUAGUAGUGAAGUCACUGUUCCUGUACACAUAUUGGGUGUGUCUACAGCAAGCCUGGAACAGCGAUUGGCUGCACUAAAGAGGAGGGUGGAGCAAGGACAAGACUCCACCCACCAUCUUAAGAACCUUUGGAACAGGUACCAUACCGAUUUGGAGGCUUUGAAUGAGUGGAAAGAACGAGCCAGAGAUCGCCUGCAUGCAUGGAGAGAUCAUUUGAACUUGGCUGAACAGGAAGCGGACGCCCUCUCCCAAUUUCAUCACUUUAUAGAAUUCAUUAAGGAGCUGGAGGUGAAAUCUGCUCUAAAGGCAUCGGUGAUCAGUUCUGGAUCAUUGAUCCUGUUCCUCAGUGAAAGAGAACAUAUCAUUAAAACACAGAAGAUCAGCAGAAGCUCUAGUGCUCCAAGAACAUCCACUCCCUCCGGAAACACAACAAUCUCUGAAGAUCUAGAGCCAAGUGAAACUGGCAAUCUCACCUCAAACGACCCUGAAGACUUUCCUUCAGAAACCAACUUUUCCUCUAUUCAAAACACCUCAGAAGAAACUCUUUCAACCACAGAGAGAUCAUAUGCAAACAUCACGAAUGAAGGUGUUAUCGCUGAGGAAGCGACGUCAUCUGCACUUGAUUUGUCUGUGAAACAAGAGAUGGUUCUGUCCCCUGUUCUUCUGACUCUACAGUCCCAGCUGUCUCAGGUGGAGCAAGACUGGGUGGAGAUACAGACACACAUACCCGCCGUCCAACAGAGACUGCACCAGAGUGUGGUGGGGAGCCUGUCUCCUGAAGGGCUGCUGGCUGAUGUGUGUGGCUGGAUUACAGGUGCUGAGAACAGGUUACAGGCGGCUGAACGAGAAGGUCACUGCACAUUUACCGCCGCAGAGCUCACACACCUGCUCAGAACUUAUCAGGAGAUGAAGAGAGAGAUGACAUGUCAGGAGAUGUCUGUUGACUAUAUUAAUCAGUGUGAGCUGAAGCAGGUCGGUUUUGACUCUCACACCUGCAGGUACAAACACACAGCAUUUGCUGAAAGCCUGGGACAUGUCAGUCUGCGCUGGCUUACUCUACAGGCUCACCUGAAAAAACAGAUUCUACAUGUUGAAGAACAGGUGAGGAUAAGAGCAGAGCGAGAUAACAAACUACACAUCCUGCAGCGCUGGGUCAAAGGUCAAAAACAAUGGAUCCGAUUGGCUGAAAGACCCUUCAGUCGCUCAUUUGCUGAGAGGAGCCUGAAGGAAUGUGAAGAACUGGAGGAAAAAUUGAAGGACAAAUUCACUGUACUUACUGAGCUGGGAAAGAGGAGAUUUACCACUGAUGAAGAGGAUAGGGAUAAAGACUUUGUCUCAAAAGCUCAAAAGCUCUCACAGUCUUUGACAUAUCUUUCUCAACAGAGUAAAGGUCUUGGAAAUACCCUGAGGGAGCUGUGUAAGGUGUGGUCUCAGUUUGAAAGUGGGAGGAGCCAGGCAACUGUAAACACAAUGAGGAUCUGCCAAUCACUAGAGUAUUACCACACUCCUCUGCCCUCCCUCGGCGCUCUCCAGAACAACAUUGAUAAGCUACAGGUCUUAAAAGCUGACACAGAGGAGGGUGACAGACAAUGGGAGGAUCUUAACAAGACAACAUCUGUCCUUAUUGGUGGAAUUAGCACAGACUCUGCCCAGAUAAUAUCUGAGCACCUAGAAAAAGAAAAAUCAAGGUGGUCAGAGAUGAAGGAAAAGGUCAUACACACCUUGAAAAGGUCACACAGUCUUCUGAAGGUGUGGCAGAGAUACUCGGAUAUGAGAAGCACCUGCUCAGAGCAGCUCCGACGCCACAGAGAACAGCUUGCCAUGCACAACAAAACACCUGCUGACAAUAAACAACUCGCACACAGCAUCGCAGAGAUGGAGACUAUGUUACAGAAAGGUUCAGAGACUCUGCAGACUGAUGUUCAUGAAAUGCUUGAAGCGUCUAAAGAUCUGAUUGAACAGGUGGAUGAUGAAGAUGCAGUUUUCAUCAGAUCAGAAUGUCGUUUGUUAACACGAGGUUACCUGCAGUUAGAACAGACUCUAAAAGGACGAAUUGAACACAUGCAGGAGGAUCUUGAGCAGUUUGAGGAAUUUGAAAGGCUAUACCAGUCCCUCGAAACACAAUUACAACAGUGGGAAAGCAAGCAAAGGAUGUACAGUGAACACACAGACAUAUCUCAGUUGGGUCUGAUGGAGAUCAGUUCUCUCUCUCCUGAUCUGGAUCUUCUAAACACACUCAGCUACAGGCUGACCCUUAGUGACCCCAUGACACAGAAGCUACAGCACCUCAACAGGAAGUGGGCACAGGCCUCGGCACAUGCUCAGGAGAAGUGCAGUGAGUUGCAGGCAGCCUCACUCCAUCGGCAAAGCUUUGAGCAGAGAUGUGAGAGCUGGAUGGCUUUCCUACAGCGCAUGGAGGACAGUUUAGCUGUAGAAAUUGCAUCAACUUACCCUGGACUAAGAGAACAGCAAUGCACACACCAGUGUUUUCAGGCUGAGUUGUCUUUAGGCCAUCAGAUCCUUCACUCUGUGAUCAGUGAAUCUCUCCUCCUGUUGCAAAAGGGAGAUGUGGAGGACAGGAGCGACUUCUUGUUAAAACUGUCCCAGCUGAGAGAGCACUGGCAGGGGGCGGUGCAGAGAGCGGCUCAACGACGUGCUCUUGUGGAAGGGCUCAUACAGCAAUGGCACCUUUAUACACACACAAUGCACAAACUCCGCAAACUUCUCACACUCACACACACACUCCUGUCGCCUACCAGUCCCACGCACUGUAGCGUCCUGCAGCUGUGCCUCUUGCUGGAUGAUCUGAAGCGAACAGAGCUGUUGUUUCAAAGGUCGAUCUCUGCAUAUCUGUGUGUGAUGGAGGUAGGCAGACAGCUGUUCUCAGUGAGUGACACGCAGACGCAGAUGCAGCUGCAGACAGACCUGGCUGCUCUGCAGGAGGAUUGGGAGCAAUGUCAGUGCAUGCUAGGAAAAAGAAAAAUACUCACUUCUGACAUCAUAAAGAAGUGGGAGACCUGUGAGACCAGACUAGCAGAUCAGGCGCAGCGCCUGGAUGUGCUACGAGCCAGACUAAAGCAGUUGAUCCCAGAUCAGCAAGAGGAGAUGGAAGAAGAACGCCUCCUUGUGAAGGAGGUUCAGGAUUGUUUAGAGGACUGGGCCGUCAGUCUUUCCGAGCUCAGCACCAUGAAGACGGACCUGUCCCAGUACAUCCUUACUGAUGACGUCCUCCUCCUGCAGGAGCAAGUGGACCAUCUGCACUGUCAGUGGGAAGAACUCUGCCUCAAGGUGUCUCUGCGUAAGCAGGAGAUUGCUGACCGGCUGAAUGCCUGGAUCAUAUUCAAUGAGAAGAAUCGGGAGCUGUGUGAAUGGCUGACACAGAUGGAAAACAAGGUGGCGCACAGCGCCGAGCUCAACAUCGAGGAGAUGGUGGAGAAACUCAAGAAGGACUGCAUGGAGGAGAUCAACCUCUUCAGUGAGAAUAAGACACAUCUGAAACAACUGGGAGAACAACUCAUCACUGCUAGCAACAAGACCAAAGAGACAGAAAUAAAUGACAAGAUCAAGGACAUCAACGACCGCUGGCAGCAUCUGUUUGAUCACAUCGAGGCCAGGGUGAGGAAACUAAAGGAGACAUUGGUGACAGUGCAACAGCUGGAUAAGAACAUGAGUAAUCUCCGUACCUGGCUUUCCCGUGUUGAGGGUGAGCUGGCAAAACCUAUCAUCUACACCAUCUGCCACAAUGAUGAGAUACAGCGUAAACUAACAGAGCAUCAGGACUUGCAGAGAGACAUUGAACAGCACACAGAGGGUGUGACAUCUGUUCUGACGCUGUGUGAUGUUUUGCUGCAUGAUGCGGACGCUUGUGGCAGCGAUGGAGAGAACGACUCCAUUCAGCAGACCACGCUCAGCCUGGACCGUCGCUGGAGGAACAUAUGUGCCAUGUCCAUGGAAAGGAGGAUGAGGAUUGAGGAGACAUGGCGUCUGUGGUGCAAGUUCCUGGACGACUAUGCACACUUUGAAGAGUGGCUGAACACGGCAGAGCGCACAGUGGCCAACCCCGCCACUAAAGAUGUACUCUACACCUGUGCUAAAGAGGAACUCAAAAAGUUUGAGGCGUUCCAGCGUCAGGUCCAUGAGCGUCUGACUCAGCUGGAGCUGGUGAAUAAACAAUACCGGCGUCUGGCACGAGAGAACCGGACAGACGGUGCCAGUAAGCUGAAGUUGAUGGUUCAUGAAGGAAACCAGCGCUGGGAUUUGCUACAGAAGAGAGUUGCUGCUCUGCUCCGCAGGUUAAAGCACUUCACAUCUCAGCGGGAAGACUUUGAAGGAACAAGGGAGGGGAUUCUGGUCUGGCUGACUGAGAUGGACCUUCAGCUCACUAAUGUGGAGCACUUUUCAGAGAGCGAUAUCCAUGAAAAGAUGCGUCAACUAAACGCAUUUCAGCAAGAGAUCACUCUGAACACAAAUAAGAUUGAUGCGCUGAUUGUGUUUGGAGAGAACCUGAUCCAGAAGAGCGCUCCACUGGACGCUGUACUCAUCGAAGAUGAACUAGAGGAACUGCACUCCUACUGCCAGGAAGUAUUUGGCAGGGUCUCCCGAUUCCACUAUCGUCUUAUCAGCAGACGCCCGGUGAUUGAGGAGGACCGAGAGUUCUCAGACAGAGACACAGAUCCGGAAGACUCGGCUGAUUUCAGUGGGGUGUGGGAGAGGGAAAGGGAGGAAGAUGAGGCUGCUAUGGGAUCCGAUGUUUCACUGACAGUGCGUCAAGCCGUGUCCCACCUGUUACCACCUGCUCUGGAGCGCUCAGGGCGUGAGACGCCCGUCAGUGUGGAUUCUAUUCCGCUGGAGUGGGACCACACCGUUGAUGUGGGAGGAUCUUCAUCUCCAGAGGAUGAUGAGGAGUUGACGUACUACAGUGCCCUAUCUGAUGUAGAGGUCACUGAGAGCUCUCAGUCAUUUGUUAAAGCUACAUCUAAAGCUCUGAAAGCUGUGUCCGGGGGAAGAUCAGUGGUGGAGACGUGGCACUCUCCUGAUGCGCCGGACAGGACACGAGUGAACCGAGAGAUCACCAGCACACAGUACCACCCACAGGCCUAUGAUAAACUCAUGUCUGAGUGUGCUGGCAGUAUAGACAGUAUAAAGCGAGUGAAGCUGAUUCUGAAUGAGGAAGAACAACAGGAGGAUCAGGGACUGACGGUCCUCUCUGCGGGAGAUAAGACAGGUGUGAUCGAGCGAUGGGAGCUCCUGCAGGUGCAGUCGUGCGGCGUGCCACAGGAUCUUCAGCAGUGGCACAGACUGACCUCUGACCUCAGCGAUGUGAUGACAUGGCUGAACGCUGUGAUGCCUGAGCUAGAGAAACUUCAAACUCUAGAGCCAAAAAUCACCAUCAGAGACAUGGAGAGCAAUAUCCACAAACUUAAGGACAUGCAGAGGACUUUUAACGGCUACAAAUCGGUGAUGAUUGGUGUCAAUCUCAGUGGGCGGGGCUUCCAGCAUGGAGACAGCACUGAACUACGAGAACUGCGUGAGAAUCUGCAGUUAGCCAAUCAGAAAUGGGCACAGGCCUGUGCGGCCCUGGACAGCUGGGAGCACCGACUGCAUCAAGCACUCAUGGAGUGUCAGGAGUUUCAUGAGACUCUUCACUCUCUGCUGCUGUGGUUAGCUAAAGCAGAAAGCCAGCGCUACAUGGUCAACAUCCAUGACACAAACACAGACCUCAACAUCCUGGAAGAGCAUCGAGACACGCUCAAGGCUGUUCAGCAGGACUUGCAGUCUCGUGAGGGGGAAGUGAACUCCCUGCAGGAGAUCUCCUCACAGAUCCUGCUACAGGACCAGAGAGAAGACACCCUGGAGGCCAAAGAGAAGGUUCACGUCAUCAGCAACAAGUUACGGCUGCUGAUCAGACAGAUCGCUCACGACCUGCACACACUGCAGAGCAGACUGGACUCGUCGGGUCCAAAUGUGGGCGGGACAGGAUCAACACAACACCAGGAAGUCGCAGAGGCUCAGGAUGUUCCACGGGGAUCUCCCGCGAGUGUCAGGGCCGAUAAGGCUGAUUGGUCCCCGGCGAGGCCGUUCCUGUAUCGUGUCCUGCGGGCAGCUUUUCCCCUCCACAUCCUCUUCCUGCUGCUGCUGGUUGUGGCGUGUCUGGUGCCUCUCUCAGAGGACGACUACAGCUGCACUCUCUCCAACAACUUUGCCCGAUCCUUCUACCCCAUGCUCCUCUACACCAACGGACCCCCGCCCACAUGAGCAUGAACACAUGGCAUCAGUUGGGAUGUUGUCCCGGGUUAACUCUCCUGUUGCAGAACCUGUAGCUCUGGAGUUUAGGUUUUAGUGUCCGAAUCUGUCGCUCAAGGAGAAGGUCUUUCUGAAGCAAUCUGAAACCUGUCUUCCUGGAGAACACUGACGGCAAGGGUCCCUCAUUGAAGGUGCGCUCUAACUGUUUUUAGAUGUAGCAGGGCACAUUAAACAAAUGUAUUUAUUUUUUAAAUGUAAAUGACAGAUAAUUGAACCUAUAGUUCGCUCAUUGACGGCCUGUAUUUUUGAACUAGAAUCCCAGUGUAUAUGUGUGAGAGAUGAUGGGACUUCUUGAAUAUCAGUUGUGUUCAUACUGUCUUGUUUCUUGGAGUCAAUGAUGAAUAUAUUUUAUUUGUAGCUGCCGUUUCUUUGGUUAAAGCCGUGGAGAAGAGACAGAGGCAUCAGGGUGUGUGCAAAUGUAAUAGUCUUUUAAUUUAUUCAGUCUAACAUUUGGUGGCUUGUGUUGUUUUCAAUUGUGCAUGUGUGAAUAAUGCAAAACUGCUGAUAUUUUUUUAUUAUAAUUGGUAAAUUAUCUCAUUGGAGAUCUAAAUUACAUCUGAUUAUGUUCAUCGGUAGAAUUUCUCUGGCUGGAGACUUUUUUGUUUUGCAAAAACGUCCCAUAGAUACACAUAUGUAUCCACAUGGGCUUUUAUGUUUAUUUACCCACAUAGUUGAAUAUCAGUUGUGAUAGUAAUUACAUGGUAAAAAGUCAAUCAUUUGCUCGUACUAACUGCCAAAGUCUCAGAGACUUCAUAUUACUUUUUUUAUGCUGUUCAUUUGAUGUUUUUAAUUGAUUUAUUAUAGUGAGUUACAUUAUGGGUCAACUGAAAUAGACUAUGAUAUAAAUAUUCAUUAAUCACAGAAAAAACAUUUACUUUAUUAUGAAUUUAUUUUACAGCAAACUUUGCACUGACGGUGUCAAACAUUGGUUGAAGAGAAUAGAAAGUUAGAUGUGAUUUUGGUGCUUUUUUUUUGCGUUUGAAGUCAAUUUUACUACAAAUAAACAUCAAAUACAAAUAUG
Pimephales promelas (fathead minnow) is the source of this 27134-nucleotide messenger RNA. NCBI's taxonomy places the organism in Eukaryota, Metazoa, Chordata, Actinopteri, Cypriniformes, Leuciscidae. The record is from RefSeq and is a predicted model, not a curated record.